GAUCGCAGUACAAGGUUUAUCGCCUCAAGUGGCACAUUGCUGGGGUCUAAGGAGUUGCCUCAUUUCUCGUUUCAUUUUAUUCGACUCAACCGCCCCGAUAAGACCCCUCCGUGGAGCUUAGCGUUCACCGAAAUGGAAUAUUUCAGUAGUGUACUGCUGUUUAUCACCCUCUUUUUAGUGAAUACAGCGAUAUCCGAGAAGACCUGUGGGUUUAAGGCAUGCCCCAGCACGAAACUAAACAUGAUCAAUGUGCAUUUGGUCCCCCAUUCGCACGACGACGUCGGUUGGCUGAAGACGGUUGAUCAAUAUUACUACGGAAGUCAGAAUAGGAUUCAGCACGCCGGAGUCCAGUACAUUUUGGAUACAGUGGUUGAGGAGCUCCUGAAGGACUCGAAACGGCGUUUCAUUCAGGUGGAAACGUUCUUCUUUUCGAAGUGGUACUCCGAACAGACCGAAACGGUUCAGCGAGCUGUGCAAAAGUUGGUGGCCGAAGGACGCUUGGAAUUCACCGGAGGAGGCUGGAGUAUGAACGAUGAGGCCACAGUUCACUAUCAAAGUGUAAUAGAUCAAUUUAAAUUGGGCCUGAAAUACUUAAAAGACACCUUCGGCGACUGUGGACGUCCAACAAUUGGCUGGCAGAUCGAUCCAUUUGGUCACUCCCGAGAACAGGCCUCAAUAUUUGCACAAAUGGGAUACAAUGGGCAAUUUUUCGCACGCAUGGAUUAUGUUGAUAAGAAGAAACGCCUGGAAGACCUUGAAAUGGAGAUGAUUUGGCAAUCAAGCGAAUACCUAAAGAACUCAAACAUUUUUACUGGAAUGCUAUACAAUCACUACUCCUCUCCUCCGGGAUUUUGCUUCGAUAUCAAUUGCGAAGAUGCACCAAUCAUCGAUGGCGAGAGCUAUGACAAUAACGUUGACCAAAGAGUCACUGACUUUAUCGACUAUGUUAAGAUGAUGUCUAGGUCCUUCCGAUCCACUCACAUAAUGGUUCCCAUGGGAGAUGAUUUUCAGUACGAAGACGCGGCUGUAAAUUUCAAAAAUAUGGACAAACUUAUUAAGUACGUCAACGAUCGCCAAUCGGGGGGAUCACAAGUCAACGUGUUUUACUCAACGCCGUCCUGCUAUCUUUACGAACUGCACCAAUUGGAGCAAACUUGGCCAAACAAAACGGAGGACUUCUUUCCGUACUCCAGCGACUCCCACUCCUAUUGGACAGGAUAUUUCACCUCCCGUCCAACUCAGAAGCGCUUUCACCGGGACGGAAAUCACUUCUUCCAGACAGUCAAGCAACUGAGCGUUUUGGCCAAUUUGACCGGCACUCAACACUCGGAAGAUCUGGAAACUCUGAGCCAGGCGAUGGGAAUAAUGCAGCAUCAUGAUGCUGUGACGGGUACCGAAAAACAGGCUGUGGCCCGUGAUUACGACCGAAUGCUGUACAAGGCGAUCGUUGGUGCCGAAAAUAAUGCUCGGGAUGCCCUCCGAUCUCUAACCAACUUGACUUCGGGGGAAUUCGAAAGUUGCCUGGAACUGAAUAUCAGUGCUUGUGCCUUCACCCAGAACACUGCCAACAAUGUGGUUGUGACCCUAGUGAAUUCUUUGACUCAUAAAUCAACGCAAUAUGUUCGCGUUCCAGUGAAGAACGAAAACUAUAUAGUUACAGAUGAAAAGGGUCGUGAAGUGCCGUCGGAAGUAAUUCCCGUUCCCUGGCAAGUCUUGGCUCUGGAACAUCGAUCGAAUGGCACGCAACACGAGUUGGUCUUUAAAGCCAGUGUUGAGAAAAUUGCCAACUUCUUAAUUCGCGUACUGCCAUCCCCGAAAAAUAUGGCACAAAACAAUAUGCAUUUCCCCAUAGAAAAAAUCCAGGAUGAAAACGAUGAAUUGAGAGUGGAAAAUUCGCUCGUCAAACUUACUUUUGAUACCAUUACGGGUACCUUAAAAACCAUUGAAAUGAACGGCGUAACCGAGAAUGUUCAACAAAGCUUUGCAAUAUACAAGGGAUUCCGAGGCAAUAAUGGUGAAUCCAACAACCGAUCCUCCGGUGCCUACGUUUUCCGACCGGACGGAGAAAUUGAAGUUCUGAGUAAUAACAAACUAUCGUUCUAUAAUGGCACCAGAGUUAAAGAAGUCCAUCAACAUGUGAACGAGUGGAUUUCCCAGGUAAUCCGCAUUUACGACGGAGUAAAUCGCGUGGAGUUCGAAUGGUUGGUCGGUCCGAUUCCGACGGACGAUGAAAUGGGAAAAGAGAUAAUAACCCGCUUCUCGACCAACAUAUCCUCUGAAGGCAAGUUUUAUACCGACUCCAAUGGCCGGGAAAUGCUAGAACGUGAGAGAAACCAACGUGAGCACUUUGACCCCGAUAUGUCGGAAUCCAUAAGCGGAAACUACUACCCAGUAACCGGGCAAAUUUCUUUACAAGACGACGAAAAGCGAAUCACCCUGCUAAACGAUCGGGCGCAAGGAGGAGCCAGCUUGAAGGACGGGGAACUGGAGCUGAUGCUGCAUCGUCGCCUCUUAAGUGACGACGCCUUUGGAGUCGGCGAAGCCCUAAAUGAGACUCAGUACGGAACUGGUUUAAUCGCAAGGGGAAAGAUCUAUUUCAUUCUCGACGACGCCUCAGAGAAGCCAAAUCACGCAGAGCGACUGCUACAACAUGAGUUGGACCAACACUUUUGGACAUUUUUCAGCAAGUCUAAUGCCGUCGCCUCUGUGAAUAGGCACAUGAUUCCCGAUUUCAGCGAUUUUCCUCAGUCGGUCGAACUUCUCUCUUUUGAACAAUAUUCGAAGGACCAAAUAUUGAUCAGAGUGGAGAACUUUAACACAGAAGGGAACGUAGUAAGCUUUAACAUCUACCACCUCUUUGAGUCCUUGGGUGGAGAUCGGAUUUGGGAAACAACUUUGGAUGGAAAUAUGCAGUUGAUCGAUAUGAAGCGAUUCAAGUUCCAUCAAGACGGCUCCGGAGUUUUUCCUUCCUCCGUUGAGUAUUAUUACGCUCCUCAUAAUCCGAUGUCAUCUAAUUCUACGAUGAGCGCUGACCACUUCGUUGUUACACUGGUUCCCAUGCAAAUUCGUACAUUCAUAAUCCAACAGAAGUAUAUUUCAAAUUAAAAUAGCUAUUUGCAAAUACAUAAAGAGAAAUUGGUUAAAAUGCU
Molecule: messenger RNA, 3149 nt
Organism: Drosophila takahashii
Lineage: Eukaryota; Metazoa; Arthropoda; Insecta; Diptera; Drosophilidae
Gene: LManI
Product: Lysosomal alpha-mannosidase I
Biological process (GO): mannose metabolic process
Cellular component (GO): lysosome
Molecular function (GO): alpha-mannosidase activity; carbohydrate binding
Source: RefSeq, a predicted model, not a curated record